Manis javanica (Malayan pangolin) is the source of this 3434-nucleotide messenger RNA. RefSeq names its product transient receptor potential cation channel subfamily C member 4 associated protein (gene TRPC4AP). The record is from RefSeq and is a predicted model, not a curated record. Gene Ontology annotation, molecular function: phosphatase binding. Gene Ontology annotation, cellular component: Cul4A-RING E3 ubiquitin ligase complex. Lineage: Eukaryota; Metazoa; Chordata; Mammalia; Pholidota; Manidae. Gene Ontology annotation, biological process: ubiquitin-dependent protein catabolic process.
ACCUCGCCGACUGAGGAACCGAGGGGCCCGAAAAACAAGUGGCACAAGAAACGCCACAUUGCUCUUUCGCACCUGACCAGCCUGAGAGCAAGACUACACUUCCCAGCAGCCCCCGCGCGGCGCUCACAGCCCUGCCACGCGGCUUGCGUCUCCGCCGUCGACCCACUGGGGGCGCUGCGGCGACCCCCUCCACCACCCCGUAGAAAUCUCCGCGGCCCCGGGGCCGCUUGCUUCCUGUUUGUCGGAGGAGGAGAUAUGGCGGCGGCUCCGGCGGCUCCUGGGUCUGGGGCCGGCCGAGGACGAAGGGCGGCAGCAACGGUGGCGGCUUGGGGCGGAUGGGGCGGCCGGCCGCGGCCCGGCAAUAUUCUGCUGCAGCUGCGGCAGGGCCAGCUGACCGGCAGGGGCCUGGUCCGGGCCGUGCAGUUCACUGAGACUUUUUUGACGGAGAGGGACAAACAAUCCAAAUGGAGUGGAAUUCCCCAGCUGCUCCUUAAACUGUAUGCAACCAGCCACCUCCACAGUGACUUUGUUGAGUGCCAAAACAUCCUCAAGGAAAUUUCUCCUCUUCUCUCCAUGGAAGCUAUGGCAUUUGUUACUGAAGAGAGGAAACUUACCCAAGAAACCACUUAUCCAAAUACUUAUAUUUUUGACUUGUUUGGAGGUGUUGAUCUCCUUGUAGAAAUUCUUAUGCGGCCUACAAUCUCUAUCCGGGGACAGAAACUGAAAAUAAGUGAUGAAAUGUCUAAGGACUGUUUGAGCAUCCUGUAUAACACCUGUGUCUGUACGGAAGGAGUUACAAAGCGUUUGGCAGAAAAGAAUGACUUUGUGAUCUUCCUGUUUACACUGAUGACAAGUAAGAAGACAUUCUUACAAACAGCAACCCUCAUUGAAGAUAUUUUGGGUGUUAAAAAGGAAAUGAUCCGACUAGAUGAAGUCCCUAAUCUGAGUUCCUUAGUAUCCAAUUUUGAUCAGCAGCAGCUUGCUAAUUUCUGCCGGAUUCUGGCUGUCACCAUUUCAGAGAUGGAUACAGGGAAUGAUGACAAGCAUACGCUUCUUGCCAAAAAUGCUCAGCAAAAGAAAAGCUUGAGCUUGGGACCUUCUGCAGCUGAAAUCAACCAAGCGGCCCUUCUCAGCAUCCCUGGCUUUGUUGAGCGGCUUUGCAAGCUGGCGACUCGAAAGGUGUCAGAGUCAACGGGCACAGCCAGCUUCCUUCAGGAAUUGGAAGAGUGGUACACAUGGCUAGACAAUGCUUUGGUGCUGGAUGCCCUGAUGCGAGUGGCUAAUGAGGAAUCCGAGCAUAAUCAAGCCUCCAUUGUGUUCCCUCCUCCAGGCGCUUCUGAGGAGAAUGGCCUGCCUCACACUUCAGCUAGGACCCAGCUGCCUCAGUCAAUGAAGAUCAUGCAUGAGAUCAUGUAUAAACUGGAAGUACUUUAUGUCCUCUGCGUGCUACUGAUGGGGCGCCAGCGAAACCAGGUUCACAGAAUGAUUGCAGAGUUCAAGCUGAUCCCUGGGCUCAAUAAUUUGUUUGACAAGCUGAUUUGGAGGAAGCAUUCAGCAUCUGCCCUUGUCCUCCAUGGUCACAACCAGAACUGUGACUGCAGCCCGGACAUCACCUUGAAGAUACAGUUUUUGAGGCUUCUCCAGAGUUUCAGCGACCACCACGAGAACAAGUACCUGCUGCUCAACAACCAGGAACUCAACGAACUCAGUGCCAUCUCUCUCAAAGCCAACAUCCCCGAGGUAGAAGCUGUCCUUAACACUGACAGGAGUUUGGUGUGUGACGGGAAGAGGGGGCUGUUAACUCGUCUGCUGCAGGUCAUGAAGAAGGAGCCGGCCGAGUCGUCGUUCAGGUUUUGGCAAGCCCGGGCUGUGGAGAGUUUCCUCCGAGGGACCACCUCCUAUGCAGACCAGAUGUUCCUGCUGAAGCGAGGCCUUCUGGAGCACAUCCUGUACUGCAUUGUGGACAGUGAGUGCAAGUCAAGGGAUGUGCUCCAGAGUUACUUUGAUCUCCUGGGGGAGCUGAUGAAGUUCAAUGUUGAUGCAUUCAAGAGAUUCAAUAAAUACAUUAACACUGAUGCAAAGUUCCAGGUGUUCCUGAAGCAGGUCAACAGCUCGCUGGUGGACUCCAACAUGCUGGUGCGCUGCGUCACCCUGUCCCUGGACCGAUUUGAGAACCAGGUUGACGUGAAAGUUGCCGAGGUCCUGUCGGAGUGCCGCCUGCUUGCCUACAUAUCCCAGGUGCCCACACAGAUGUCCUUCCUUUUCCGCCUCAUCAACAUCAUCCACGUGCAGACGCUAACCCAGGAGAAUGUCAGCUGCCUCAACACCAGCCUUGUGAUCCUGAUGCUGGCCCGACGGAAAGAGCGGCUGCCCCUGUACCUGCGGCUGCUGCAGCGGAUGGAGCACAGCAAGAAGUACCCUGGCUUCCUGCUCAACAACUUCCACAACCUGCUGCGCUUCUGGCAACAACAUUACUUGCACAAGGACAAGGACAGCACCUGCCUGGAGAACAGCUCCUGCAUCAGCUUCUCAUACUGGAAAGAAACCGUGUCCAUCCUGUUGAACCCAGACCGCCAGUCACCCUCUGCCCUUGUCAGCUACAUUGAGGAGCCCUACAUGGACAUAGACAGGGACUUCACCGAGGAGUGACCGUGGGCCAGGCCUCAGAAGGCUGCUGGGCCAGGGCCAGUGCGGGUGAGCAUGGGUAUGCGUGCCGCACGCCCUGCCCUGCGCCCGCCCCUCCCCUGCCUCCCUGCUGCUGCCUGCCCGCCCCUGGUACAGGGUCUUCAGGUACAGGCUUGGUGGAGAGAGCAUCUAGCAGCCCCUGGCCCUGGGUCUGAGGGCCCUGGUCACUGGGGAUCCUCCAUUUCCUCAGGGUCCUUAUGGUGAGGAUGUGGCACUGUGCCACCCUCCAGAAGCCUAGGGCCCUGGCCCACCCAGAACUAGAGGGACUUUUAAAAAUAGCUCUGUGUGAGCUCCUGCCCAGUCUCUUGGCUGUCAGGCCUGGGGUGGGGAGGGAGAUAAGGGCACCCUCACCCGAUCUGUGAGCCAAGCUUGCCCUAGCCUUUGGCCCCGGCAAAGGCUUCUGAGCCUGUGGGCAGGGGUGGGGUCCGCCAGAGGACGCUGCCUUCCCCCGUGCCUGCCCAUCUGCCCUGCCCUUCCUCCGUCCCUCAUUUUCCUUUAGCUCCUCUGGUUCUGUUUGCUCAUUGGCCGCUGUGUUCAUCCCAGGGGGGGGUCCCCCCAAAAAAGGGGACCUUUUUCUUCCAUCCCUUGAGGACAGGGUGACUGCCUUGCCCCGGGGCAGUGUCUCCUGCCUGAGCCCACAUGCACAGGAGCAUGGCUGGGAGCGCACCCUUGGCCCCUCCUUGUGUUGCCAAUUUAUUAACAACAAAUAAACCAAUUAAAUGGAGACUAUUAAAGAACUUUAUUUUAAA